AUGCAAGCAUUGAUAUACUCAAUAGUUUUUGUAUUCGUUUUUCUUUUAUGUGUAUCAGCAAGAUCAAUAGAAGAUGUUAAACCUAUUUCAAAAGUUUCAAGAAAAGAUCUUGUUGUAUUACCAAGUUAUUCAAAAUUAUUAACCCUUUUGAAAAAUCGAGAAACAAAAUUUUAUGAAAAUGAUGAUGAUGACGACAACAGUAGCGAUCAGAAUGAUGAUGACAUCCCACGUAAAAGAACACAAUUAACAUCAGCAAAUCGACGAGUUUUUCAUAUUCCUAUUCAACGUACUAAUCGUCGACAUCAACCAUCAUAUGCCUAUGGACGAAAAUCUCAUUGGGAUACGCUUUUUGGAUAG
Molecule: messenger RNA, 357 nt
Organism: Rotaria sordida
Lineage: Eukaryota; Metazoa; Rotifera; Eurotatoria; Philodinida; Philodinidae
Source: the annotation of a GenBank genome assembly